GAAGAUGACGAGAUUCACAUGUGGUUCGACUAUGAGAAGCCUUGUGGCUCUGCUGCUGGGGGUUGCAGCAUGCUCAGCGAUGACCCCCCCUCCGUAUCCUCCCCCAGGUACCGACUACAACAUAGACAGAAGGCGCAUGCUGCCCUCCAACGACCCAAUGAUGAUGGGCGACAUGGGGGAAAUGACCGGCGACUUUGACACCAGCUACUGCGAGAUGCUGCUCAACUCGCCCGUGCCCCCCACCGCCGACCAGGUGCCCUGGUUCUGCAUCUGCCACAGCUGCAAGGGCACCCCAGGGCCCAAGGGCGAGAGAGGGGACCUCGGCCUGCAGGGCAGACCCGGCAGCCCUGGAAGGAGAGGGCUCACAGGAUUCCAAGGUCGUCCAGGAUUCAUGGGCAGACCAGGACUAAAAGGUGAGAAGGGAGACGAGGGUCUGAAAGGAGACAAAGGCCCUGUGGGAUUCACCGGAGCCAAGGGAGAGCGCGGCUUCAAAGGUGAUAAAGGUGACGCUGGUGUAGCUGGACCUCCAGGCCUAGCGGGACCCAAGGGGGAUGACGGAGAGUGCCCUGAAACAUGCGAGCCUGUGCAGGGUUCUGCCGGAGAACCGGGCCUUCCUGGACCUGUUGGACCCAGAGGUCUGCCUGGGGUAGCUGGGGUGGCAGGACCAAAGGGGAUGAAGGGCGACAUGGGCGUCAUGGGGUUGUCCGGUCAGCCUGGGCCCGUCGGACCAAAGGGUGAGCAGGGGCAGGAGGGUGAGUGCAACUGCCAGGAUGGAGACACAGGGGCCCCCGGCACCCAGGGGCCUAAAGGCGAGAUGGGCGACCAGGGGCAGCAGGGUCCCAAGGGGGAUGGGGGGGCCGCCGGCCCCAAGGGUGACCAAGGAGACAUGGGCAUGACGGGCAUGCCCGGGCCCUGCACCCCGACUGUCCAGUCGGCCUUCUCCGCCGCGCUGGCGUACCCCUUCCCGAUGCCCAACAGGCCUGUCCCAUUCCCUGCUGUGCUCAACAACAUGCAGGGCCACUUCAACCCCUCGCUGGGCAUGUACACGGCGCCCGCCAACGGCACCUACGUCUUCAGCUACCACCUGACAGUGUACAACCGCGUGCUCAAGGUGGGCCUCUUCCACAACUUCCAGCCGGUGGUGAAGACCACGGAGUCGGCCGAGCUGGCCACGGCCUCCCAGACAGUGGUGCUGCACCUCAACCAAGGGGACCUGGUGUGGCUCCAGGUGAAGGACAGCAUCACCAACGGCAUAUACACCAGCAACGAGGCCAGCAGCACUUUCUCCGGCUACCUGCUGCAACCCGACAACUGCGACGUGGCCCACUUCCGAGACUUCUGGCCCGAGCCUAUCAAGGGAGAGUACAACUGGGGAGAGCUGGAGAUGCCCACCACGGCCGCCCCGACCAUGACCCCCUAAAGCCUCCCAGAGCACUCUGGAAGUCACAUUCCCACCACCAACUUUCCUGACAGCAUCCUCAAUGAUAUUCCUACCGUCAUUCAAAACAACCAUCCAUACCUCUUUCCGAUUUCUUAGGAGGACGUUCCAGAAUGGUUUAGAUCUUGUACUGCACAAACAUUCAUAUAUUACUGAUUUAAUAAGUUUUAAUUAUCUGUCAUAGAUUAUAUCAUAGAUUGACUUUGAUACUACCCAUAAUUAAGCUCUGCACUACUGUCAAAAUUAAUAUAUAUUUUUUCAAUAACUCUCUAAAGACAUUCUCUCAUUCUAUAGUCUGAUGUGCGUGUUUUCUUCCCAUGCUGCGUCACUCCAUCGUUGUAAGCUAUGUUUAAGUGAGUGUGUUUGCAUUGUAAUCUGAUUAGCACCUCAUUGUUGCAUCUCCUUCAACGGUGUAGGUUUCCCCUGAGGACCACAGUAGGACUUGUCUCCUGGCAAAACCCUUUAGAACCUGUCCUUUUGUAAAGUGAUCAGAGCCCAUGUCCUGGGACAUCAGACACUCUCUCUGUCUCUCCACCCACUCCCAAAAGGCUGGCGUCUGAAUAGCAGGACCCCAUUAGGGGGAUCCAUAGAGGAAGUGAGGGCGUACACCAUAAAGAGGGUGGGAAAAGUCACAUAGGGACGAAGGCCUGCAAUUAGGUCAAGUUCUGAUGGGAGUAGCCCACAAGUACCCUCCAAGUCCUGGAAGUGCUGUUAUGGCUCUGCUGGUAAUGUGACCCAGUGAUGAAGAGGAAACAGAAGAAGAGAAACAGGCCUGAGAGUCUGGGUCCUCUGGUCUGUAUUAGAGCCUUGUUAUUGGCUUCAUGCUGGAUAGCUACAGUUCCGAUGCCUCACCUUCCAAAACACACUGCAUGAGUUGAUUCCAAUUCAUAUUCAGCUGUUCUAAUGUUUUACUCUGUACAUUGUUUGUCCUUGAUAAAUAAACUAUUGAUCCAAA
Molecule: messenger RNA, 2393 nt
Organism: Alosa sapidissima (American shad)
Lineage: Eukaryota; Metazoa; Chordata; Actinopteri; Clupeiformes; Clupeidae
Product: inner ear-specific collagen
Exons: 5
Coding region: 5-1420 (471 amino acids)
Molecular function (GO): protein binding
Source: RefSeq, a predicted model, not a curated record